GCAACAUUAUCCAAAAGCAUGAACAGAGGUUUCGCCACACUACUAGCUGGUGCUCUAGGCGUUGGAGUAAACCAUUUAGGAGGCCUUGUUGGAGACAAAGGAGAACCCAUUAUUCUUGGCUUAUUUGUCUUCGUAUUAGCUGUAGCAUCUACAUAUACGAGGUUCUUUCCUCACGUCAAGGCGAGAUACGACUACGGGGUGUUGAUAUUCAUAUUGACAUUCAGUUUAGUAUCGAUCUCCGGUUACAGAGUUGAGCAAAUCGUAGAGCUUGCCCAUCAAAGACUAUCCACCAUUUUGCUCGGGGGUGCGAUAUGUAUAAUCAUCUCCAUAUUUGUUUGCCCUGUUUGGGCUGGUCAAGAUCUUCACAAUCUCGUUGCAACCAACCUGGACUUGCUUUCCAACUUCCUUGAAGGAUUUGGAAGUGAAUAUUUCGGAGUUUCUAGAGAUAGAAAUAACACGAUGGAGCCCAAAAAAGUUUAGUCAUUCAUUUACGGUUACAAAGCUGUCCUCAACGCAAGAACCACUG
Molecule: messenger RNA, 526 nt
Organism: Rhododendron vialii
Lineage: Eukaryota; Viridiplantae; Streptophyta; Magnoliopsida; Ericales; Ericaceae
Product: aluminum-activated malate transporter 2-like
Exons: 3
Coding region: 19-480 (153 amino acids)
Biological process (GO): malate transport
Cellular component (GO): plant-type vacuole membrane
Source: RefSeq, a predicted model, not a curated record